Molecule: messenger RNA, 5086 nt
Organism: Dunckerocampus dactyliophorus (ringed pipefish)
Lineage: Eukaryota; Metazoa; Chordata; Actinopteri; Syngnathiformes; Syngnathidae
Gene: sinhcaf
Product: SIN3-HDAC complex associated factor
Exons: 6
Coding region: 163-1008 (281 amino acids)
Biological process (GO): negative regulation of cell migration
Source: RefSeq, a predicted model, not a curated record
UUAGUUCUGCGCAUGCGCACUGACGUCCACAACUCUCGAGUCGGGCAGACAUCAACAAGAGAGCGGGUUUACGGAUGCGGGCUCGAUGUUCACCAUAUAGUCCCAUUUUAACCAAACCCCUUUACGGAUUUUUUGGACUAUUUUUACGCAACUUGCAGCAAGAUGUUUGGCUUUCACAAGCCAAAAAUGUACAGGAGUCUGGAUGGCUGCUGCAUCUGCCGCGCAAAGUCAUCCAGCUCUCGCUUCACGGACAGCAAGCGCUAUGAGAAAGACUUCAGGAGCUGUUUUGGACUGAGUGAAACACGAUCUGGAGAAAUCUGCAACGCUUGUGUGCUCCUGGUGAAGAGAUGGAAAAAGCUACCUGUGGGAACCAAAAAGAACUGGAACCACGUGGUUGAUGCCCGAGGAGGUCCUAGCCUAAAGUUGACUUCUAGGCCCAAAAAAAUCAAGUCCAUCACCAAGAAAGCCCGUCCGAGCCAGAUCAGCCGGCUGCAAAAAGAGCUUAAAAGAAACAACUCUGAUGCCCACAGCACCACCUCCAGCACCUCUCCGGCCCAAUCUCCCAGCUACAGCAACUUGUCUGAUGACGGCUCGGACACAGAGCUCAGCCGGGGAUCCGUUCGCUCGCCCGUCUUCUCCUUCCUGGACCUCACCUACUGGAAAAGACAAAAGGUGUGUUGUGGAAUCAUCUACAAGGGUCGCUUUGGGGAAGUGCUCAUUGACCCCCACCUGUUCAAACCCUGCUGCCGCAAGAAACAACAACAACAGCAGCAGCAGCAGAAACAACAACAACAACAACAGCAGCAGCAGCAGCAGCAGCAGCGACACGAAGAGGAUGAGGAAGAGGAGGAGGAGGAGGAGGAGGAGGAUGAUGAUGAUGAUGAAGAAGAGGCAGAGGCCAACGGCGGCCAGGUGGCUGUUCGCCGGAUGACACCCCCGGCUGAAGAGCAAGCGAAGGAGGCGGCGACAUGCGGGCAAAAUGCAGUGAUGUCAGAAGAAGUCUGGUAAAGUCACAAAGCUCACACAUCUCUGGAAAAAAAGGUCUUUUUUGUCCUUCGCAACAAGCACUUACAAGAAGGAGUCUCGUCAUGCCGCCUUCGACAAUAAGCAGCUGAAAAUUUUUGGUCUUCUCCAUCACAACAAUGCUGGAGGUUUGUUUGUUGUAUUUAGACCGUUAACGUAUGGACUGUUGUGUUUUUGUUCUAUUUAAAAUAGUCUCACUUUCCUGACAAAUGGACCAUCAUCUGUAGUUUUUUUUCUGUCUUUAGAUACACGCUGGAGUUUUAGUUUGCUGGUAUGUUUGAAUUUCACAAUGCAAUAGAUCCCGUUUCUUCCCGAAGAUGGUGCUACUUUUAAGUUUGUCACCCAACAGUUAGUUAGAAAUGACCUCAUCCUCGAGAAAAUCAGCAUGUACAGUGGAUAUAGAACGUGAACACACCGGUGUGAAAAAAACAAACAAGACUGUGAUCAAUUAUUUCAAAGCUCGUUUCCCCCAAUAAAAGUAUGUGACCAAUGAGAAAUAAAAAAAUAAAAAUAAAAAAAUAAGCUAGUGGCAUUGAUUUGCAUACCUUAAAAUUAAUACUGUAUGUCUGUUUAAUGCUAGGUCUACUUUAACGGCUCUGAUAGAGAAGGGUUUCUGUGUGAAAGAGACAAAAAGUUACCAGAUUCUUCCUAUUUUCUUGCCACAUUUAUUUCAUUCUCAAUGGAAUUUUGAAGGUUAUGGGUUCUCUUUUAACUGUGACUUGUUUUAACAGGUCUGUGUUCACUUUCUACACCCACUGCAAUAAUCCAGGAUGACUAACAGUUUUACUCACGUCUAUUCAAAGAACUUUUUCACCCUGUUCCUACUAAAUGUUAUUCAAUAAUGGCGGCCUCUUCCCGCUCACGGGGCACACACUUGCAUGUGCACAGUAGCAUUAGUGUGAUCCACUCCCGACUUAAAAGAGUUUGUGUUUGUCAACCGGAUUAGCGUCUGUGCGUGGAAAUACUCCCAUUGGAAAAUAAGGCCUAUUCACAGCUUCAACAGCAAAUACACCAGCCUUACUCGUCAUGUCGCAGUUUAUAGAUUGGGGGUGUCCAGAGUGCGGCUCAGGGGCCAUUUUCGCACCACAGCUUUUUUUUCUUAAAUCUGCAUAUUCUAAAAAUAAAAAAUAUGUUAAUAGUGAGGCAUGUUAGAUAUUACACUAAUUUGCUUGGUCACCUAUAACACAUAGCUAAGAUGUUGGUUUGGUUUUAGUUUAUAUUGAACUACAUUGGAUUGUGUUUAGUGUCUUUAAUCUGCAAAAUAUUUCAAAGUGGCCCACUCAUCCUUCACUUUUUCUGUAUGCGGUCCACAAUGGCAAAAGUUUGGACACCCAUGGCUUAUAGUGGUUAUUCAACAAAAACAAGGGACAGUAGCGAUAUAAAUUUAUGUGGCCUCAGCAACACAUAGUGCAUUUUUUUCACCUGAUGACCUACAAGCCCAAUCUCAUCCGAAAGACCCGAUUAUCUGAUUGCAUGGCCUUAUAUAAACUUGUAAAUCUUACUUUUUUAUUUUUUGUGGAUCAAUUUCUCUUGAGCUUAUUUUUGUAUGUAAACAAAAAAAAAAUAAGAAAACUGAAAAAUAGAAGUGUCUUUGAAUAACAAUAACACACAAUACGACAGCGAAAACACAUUAUCAAUCUAUAGUCACUCAACAAUACGAAUCAGUCAAUUGUCAUUCCUGGGUCAGUAUAUGAUAAUAACUUUAUACAAGCUGAAAUUUUAUGCCAUUGCCUCUUUAUAUACCACAAAUGUGUUGUGAUACUCACUUGUCCGUUUAUUAGACACCCACAGAUUAAAUAUUUUAUUAAAUGUGUGUCAGAUUGUUGUGUUGUAUGAUAACAUUUACUCCUAAUAUUUUACUUACAGUGGUCCGAAAAAGUGUUUGUCCUGAUUUCUUAUUUUUGCAUGUCUGUCACUCUUAAAUUUUUCAGAUCAUCAAACAAAUUAAAAAAUAUUAGUCAAUGACUACACAGCUGAACACAACAUGCAGUUUUUAAAUGAAACUUUUUGUUAUUAAGAAAGAAAAAAAUCCAAAUCUACAUGGCCCUGUGUGGAAAAAGUGAUUGUUCCCAAAACCUAAUAACUGGUUGAGUUACCCUUAGCAGCAACAACGGCAGUCAAGCAUUUGCAAUAACUUGAAAUGAGUCUCUUCCAGCGCUGUGGAGGAAUUUUGGCCCACUCAUCUUUGCAGACAUGUUGUAAUUCAGCCACAUUGGAGGGUUUUCCAGCAUGAAGUGCCUUUUUAAGGUCAUGCCAUGACGAGGCCACUCCAAACUCUUCAUUUUGUUUUUCUUCCUCCAUUCAGAGGUGGACUUGCUGGUGUGUUUUGGAUCAUUGUCCUGCUGCAGGACCCAAAUUGGUUUCAGCUUGAGGUCACAAAAAGAUGGCUGGACCUUCUCCUUCAGGAUUUUUUGGUAGACAGCAAAAUUCAUGGUUCCAUUUAUCCCAGCAAGUCUUCCAGGUCCUGAAGCAGCAAAACAACCCCAGACCAUCACACUACCACCACCAUAUUUUAUUGUUGGUAUGAUGUUUUUUUUAAAUGCAGUGUUACUUUUACUCCAGAUGUAAUGGGAAACACACCUUCUAAAAAGUUCAACUUUUGUCUCGUCAGACCACAGAGUAUUUUCCCAAAGCUUUUGGGGAUCAUCAAGAUGUUUUCUGGCAAAAUUGAGUAAAGUCUUAAGUGUUCUUUUUGUUCAGCAGUGGUUUUCUUCUUGGAACUCUGCCAUGUAGGCCGUUUUUCCCCAGUAUCUUUCUUAUGGUGGACUCAUGAACACUUAACUGAGGCAAGUGACGCCUGCAAUUCUUUGGAUGUUGUGUGGGGUCUUUUGUGAGCUAUUGGAUGAGUUGUCGCUGCGCUCUUUGUGUAAUUUUGGUUGGCCGGCCACUCUUAGGAAGGUUCACCACUGUUCCAUGUUUUUGCCAUUUGGGGAUAAUGGCUCUCACUUCACUGGAGUCCCAAAACUUUAGAAAUGGCUUUAUAAUCUUUUCCAGACUAAUGGAUCUCAGGUAAUCUCAUUUAAGGUAUGUUUUAACGGGAGGCAAUCACUUUUCCACAUAGAACCAAGUGGGUGUGGAUUUUUUUUUUGCCCUUAAUAAUAAAUAGUUUCAUUUAAAAGUUGCAUUAUGUGUUCAGUUGUGUUGUCAUUAACUAAUAUUUAAAUUUGUUUGAUGAUCUGAAACAUUUAAGUGUGACACACGUGCAAAAAAAACACUUUCACACCACUGUACUUGAAUUUGUGCUGGCAAUAUUUGGGACACCUCUUAGCAGAGCUUCCGAAUGACAGAUGAAAUGGAAAUGUGUUGUGUUCUACAACUGUGUACUCAAUAAAUGCACAAGUGAGUAUACAGUAUAAUAUUAUUUUAAUUAUUUUAUUCAUCAAGUGAAAGCCAAAGCACAUCAAAUUCACCCAAUGUCAAAAACAAUGCAGGUUUUCUAUGGACACUGUCCGAGGUCAUUUGUAUGUAUGUGUAUGUUAUUCCUUAAAAAAAAACAAACAAGAACACUAAUAUGAAAUUUCACAUGUGAUGUUGUAGUUGGGAUACAGCAGGGGUGUUCUGUAUAUAGCGGGCUAGGUGGGCCUUAUGCGGCCCUGACGGGGGUUUAUUUAUUUAUUUCUUAUUUAUUUCAAUAGUUGCAUCCCUGCUUCUCAAAUGUAUACUUUGAAUUAUUUCCCCGCUUAUGCUUAAUAUACAUUUUAAUGGAAAACAGCGAUUGUGAUUCUUUUGCAAACUUUGUUUCACAUGGCAUCAAAAGACUGGUUGUCCAUACUUGUGAAGUGUUAAAUAUUUAUUUUGCUCAUCAUUUGAGUUGUGUGCAACCUAACUUAUUAUCUGAUGUGUGUCAUGUAGACUGCAACCAAACUUGUACUCUCUCUCCCCCUUCUAGAUUGUAGCUAUUAGAAACGUUGCCGAUCAGUAGGCUCCAUACACAGCUUAGACUUGCAUGUACUGUCGCUAUGCAUUUAUUUAGCUUACAAGUUAGAUGAAGCUGUUUUGUAUUUUUUAUACACCAUGUACUUUUUUUACUUGUCCCUUAAUAAAAGUAAUUUUGUGAGUUUUA